Messenger RNA from Paramecium sonneborni, 2351 nucleotides. The record is from the annotation of a GenBank genome assembly. NCBI's taxonomy places the organism in Eukaryota, Ciliophora, Oligohymenophorea, Peniculida, Parameciidae.
AUGAAUUAAUCUUAAUAUGGAGCCUUUGGUAUAAGUGGUAAUAAUUUCAAUCAAGCAGGUGGUAAGCCUCCUGUAAAUAAUUAUAAUUUCGAGAAUGUUAGAGUACAAUAUUAUUUAUAUCAAUAUAUAGGCAUAAUAACCUGCACCAGGUGGACCAUAACCAUCUAGAGGAAAACCACUUGGAACAGCUGCUAGAUAACCUUAAGCAGAAGCUAGACCUAUGACAUCAAAUAGAGGAGCUAAUUUUGGAUAGAAAAAGGAUCCAUUCAAUUCUACUCAAAAUCAAAUUAAUUUGAAUAAACCAAAACUUGAAACUAAUCCUGAAGAGUAAUUUAAAACUAUUGAAAAAGAGAUUAAUACUUUAAUAGAAUAAAGUGCUAUGUCUAAAUUAAGAGGCAAUCUCUCUGAAUGUUUAGAAAAGGCCAAAGAAGCAUUCAAUAAAGAAAAAAAAUUAAGACAAUCAAAAGAAGCACAAAAUUUAGCAGAAUCCAUUAAUACUGAUCUUAGUUAUUGUGCAGCUUUAACUUAAGCUUGUGCUUUACAUGCUAAUGGACUUCAUUCUGAUGCUUUAGCAAAAUACUAAGAAAUAAUUAAAUGUAAACAAUAUCCUUAAGCGGGAAGAUUGAGAGUUAAUAUGGGAAAUAUUUAUUUUGAAUAGAAAAAAUACACUACUGCCAUUAAAAUGUAUAAAAUGGCAUUAGAUUUAAUUCCUGCCACAUCUAAAGAAAUGAGAUUCAAAAUUUAAAAAAACAUUGGUCAUGCUUAAGUAAGAUUAGGUAAAGAAAAAAUUAAAGAGGCUAUUACUACUUAUGAAUAAAUACUCAAAAGCUCUCCUGACUUCCCUACUGGUUUUAAUCUUAUGAUUUGUUUAUAUUUGAGUGGAAAUAAGAAUAAAAUGAAAGAUUAUUUUGUUACCCUAUUAACUAUUGAAAUCCCAGGGGAAAGUGAGGAAGAAAAUAAUGAAAACAAGGGUACAACAAUUACUGAUAAAUUAAGAGAAGAUACUAAAGAAAGAAGAAGAGAAGCUAUAUACUACAUUGCUACUUCUGCUAAAUUAAUUGCUCCUUUAAUAGAAGAAGAUAUAAUUGUUGGAUAUGAGUGGAUUCUAGAAUAACUUAAGAAUUCAACUUUCCCUGAAGCUGAAACUGAAAUUGAAAUAUGUAAAGCCAUGGCUUAUUUAAAAAAAAAGAAUAUUGAAAAAUCUAUUGAAACACUUAAAGGAUUUGAAAAAAAAGAUAAAUAAAUCAUGGCUCGUAUUGCUACGAAUAUUUCAUUUCUAUAUUUCCUAGAAAAUGAUUAUAAGCAAGCUGAAAAAUAUGCUGAAAUUGCUAUUACAUAUGAUCGAUACAAUGCUAAGGCUUUAGUAAACAGAGGAAAUUGCUUAUAUGUUAAAAACGAAUUCUUAAGAGCUAAAGAAUAAUAUUUAGAAGCUAUAGGUGUUGAAGCAGAUUGCAUUGAAGCACUUUAUAAUUUAGCUUACGUAAAUAGAAAAUUAAAUAUGUUUGUUGAAUCUUUAUAAGCUUUAGAUAAAUUAUAAACUAUUGUAUGUAUCCCUGAGGUUUUGUACUAAAUGGCAACAUUAUAUGAAAUGACAGGAAAUUCAAAAUAAGCUAUGAAAUGGUAUUUAGAAUUAUUGAAUAAAGUACCAAAUGAUCCAAAUAUUCUAGCAAGAUUAGGAUCUUUAUUUGCAAGAGUAAUUAUAAUAGUAUAUUAUAAUAGGAAGAUGAUGAACCACAAGCAUUGCAUUAUUUUUAGGAAUCAUACAGAAUAUUACCUACAAAUAUUGAUACAAUAUCAUGGCUAGGAGUGUAUUAUGUUAAAUAAGAAAUGUAUGAGAAAUCAAGCAUGUAUUUUGAGAGAGCAGCAUAAGUAUAGACAAGAGAUGUGAAAUGGAAAUUAAUGGUUGCUAGUUGUUAUAGAAGAAUGGGACAUUUUUAAAAAGCAUUAGGAAACUAUUAGAAAAUCUAUUCUGAUUACCCAGAUAAUAUUGAAUGUAUCAAUUAUUAUUAUCAUUACUAUAGGUCUAAGAUUUUUAGUUUAAUUAUGUAGAGAAAUGGGAUUACCAUAUGAAGAGUAUGCAGGAUAAUUAAGAAAAUUAGAAAGAGAAAUGGAAAUGAUGGAAGGAUAUCAAGGUCAAGAUAUUAAUUUAAUUAAUAAUGAAGAGGAAUAAGUUAGGUUACCUUAAGGUGAUGAUAACCCUGUUAGUUUCACCAAUAACACAAGGUAAUUAUUAAUAAUUUAUAAUUUCUAUAGAAGAGGUAAUAAAUAGCCACCUCCUAAAACCAAUAUGAGAUAAAAUAUCGAUGAUGAACAAUUCUAAGAUGGGGUAGAAGAUAACUUUUUACCUUGAU